Molecule: messenger RNA, 3415 nt
Organism: Leucoraja erinaceus (little skate)
Lineage: Eukaryota; Metazoa; Chordata; Chondrichthyes; Rajiformes; Rajidae
Biological process (GO): regulation of DNA-templated transcription
Source: RefSeq, a predicted model, not a curated record
CUACAGUUACGUUUGUUUCUGAAGCCAAUAAGAUAUAUUAAUUGAGUAGUGGAGCGAUGGGGACCCCGGGGAAUUCUCGGAGAAGGAUUAUGUCGAGAGAAAUGUCGGAGGAUGAAAACGUGAUGUUAAUGAUAAAAGAGGCCGAUGCCAAGUUCAACGCCAAGAGAGCUUCACUUGCUGAGGUCAAAGAGGCUUGUAUGAAGAUAUUGGUGCAACAGCAGCAAGAGAACACCCAGGAAGACUUCAAAGAGAAAUACAUGGAUGCAGUCGAGUCGAUUGGCCAUUUGGAAACUGAGAAGGUGUUGCUCAUGUACCAGGUGGAGCGGCUGAGGGAUGUCCUGGAGGGCACAGAGGAGGAGCUGGCCGAGCUUCACUGGAAUCAUCAGCAAAUAACCAGGGAGCUGGAAAAGGAGAAAGUUGCCAAAUAUUUAUUGUUACAGAAAAUGAAUUGCAUGCAGGAGCAACUGGAAGAGAGAAAGAUAAAUGAGGCUGUUGAAAUGACUAAUACCAAUGAUCUGGAUCAAGGUAUCCAGAGCAACCUUAAACAGGAGGAAUAUUCAGGUGCAAGGAAAAUGGAGUUGAAAUCGGCUGAUGAUGGCAUGCAGCAACUUUGGAGCUCAACAGCAAACUUGGCAGAUGGAGAGCAGAAACACUUGACAAACACCAGCUUUGAAGCUAAACACAAUAUGCAAGGUCAAGCAAAAAUACUUGCACAACGAGGUGCAGAUGACGUGCUUUUGGAAGAAUCUACUCGUCUGAUAAAGGCUGGUGAAAAUAUGAUGAUUGCAGAAAAAGUGAACCAUGUUCACCAUUGUGAGGCUGAAAGAUCCACAUUGAAUAACGUCAUGGAAGGCAGUGGAAGUGAAACUUUUGAACCUGUAAAGGUGGACAGUGAAAGAAGCGACUCGGAAAGUAAGGGCCAAAAAGAGGAAGAGCUAAUCUUUGGGGCAAGUCGAGUUUCUUUGGAGGAGAGUGCACACAAUGAGACACAAAGUGAUGUAGAGGCAAGAGAGCAAGUGGCUUGUGACCAUUCUUUGAGUAACGCGGUGAAAGAGGGAGAAAGAAAGCAAAUUGAACAAAAGAAAACCAUUACGAUGGAAAUGCCUGAUGGAACAAACCUGGAAUCAACAGAUGUUUAUGGAAGUAUAGCAAGGGUUCCGGGGCAAGACCAUGGAGUAACCCCUAGAGAAACCAGAUGGGAGGGAACUAAAGAGUGGAACAGGGAAGCAAUAUCUUCAGGUAAAAGUGACAAAGAAUUAGGAAUGGAUUGCAAGGCAGAGGAUAUCGAAAGUGGCAGAAAGGAUAUUCUUGAUGGAGUUGGGAGAGCUGAUGAUGAACGGAUAGAGUGCGGCAGAAAUAGGGAAGAGGUCACCAACCCCUUUCAGAGUGUGAAAGCAACCAUUCCAAGUCUUGCAAAGGAUGGAGUUUCUGCGAAUCUGAAGCAGGAUUUGGGGUCGGACGAGGAGCAACAGCAUGGAAAAGUAAUGUCUGAAGAGAACAAGAAUCCAGUGAAGAGUCAGGAGACGGAUGGAUGGUUACAAAGUUCUAUUGAUGAAAUAAAUCAAGAAGCCUGCAGUAGAAGGAAAGAAGGCAAGGAUAUCAAUGAAAAAGCAAGUGUAGGUGUAUUACAAGAGGACAAUGCAGACGAGGGGAAUGAAAUGAAUGUAGAUUUAGAUGCACAAGAGCAUAACAUUGGAAUGGGUGGAUCAGUUCAGGGGGAAGGGAAACAAACACACAAUGGUAGCAACACUGAGGAAAACAAUGGUGAGAGGGAGAAGAGCCCACUUGAAAUGUUUGUGCAACUCAUUAGAACGAUAAUAACACAGAAGAACCUUACGAAAAAUGAGGGCCAGGCGAGCAGGAAGGAUGAUGCGGAUGACUGCAGGAGUGAGGUGCGUGGGGAAAGGGACGAGGAAAUAAAAGAGCAGAAUGAAGAACAUCAAGAACUGUAUGUGGGAGAAGAGAAAGAAGAGUUAGGAUCACCAGGUGAUGGGUAUGGGGAGAAAAGGGGGAAUGAUAUGAGUGGGGAUGGACCGCUCGAAGGUACAAUCAAGCUGACAGGACCGGAAGGAAGGAAGGCUGCAAGGGAAUUUGUUGGAGAAGCAGAGGGAGUCGCGGAUGAUCUAUCUGAUGAGGAAAUGCACGAUGCAGCAGAAAGUAUGGCAUCUGAACCAAAAGCUGCCUUGUGCGAUGGAGAAAGGAAACCAGACACUGAAGAUGAUCCUGAAAACACACCAGAGGACAAGAUGGGUUUUGGGCAGAGUUUGAAUAGAAACGAGAGUAUCAUGCGACACAUGAAAAAUAAAGAAGCGUGUCGGGUUUCGUAGAGUUCCUGUCAUGUUCCAACUACGUAAAUCUUGAGGCUGAAAAGACCUCAAAGGCUUCUUAGAAACAUAGAAAAUAGAUGCAGGAGUAGGCCAUUUGGCCAGGAGCCAGCACCGCCAUUCAAAUCAGAACCCCGUUCCUGCUUUUCCCCAUAUCCCUUAGCCCUAAGAGUUAAAUCUAACUCUCUUGAAAACUUAAAACGUUGCAAAACCUUGCACAAAUUAGAUUUUUUAAAUCAUCACAACACUGAUCAUUUCUUUUUAACUGAAUAGUAAACCAUACUUGGAAUGUAAAUAAGUUGAUCUUAAGUGGAAAUAAUUUUAUGAUUGCGCUCCUCAAUGCAUUGUGCCUCAGAGUUUUUAGAUUUAAUUGACUAAGGCAUAAAUAGCCUAUCUUUAUGCGCCUAUUAUAUGUUAUAAGGCUCCUUUUGCCUUUGUUUGGGCGGUUAUCGUUUCACCAUGCCAAUUAAGAAAUCUGUACAGCCCUCGACAAACCUCUCAGAAUCUGAAGAAAUUAGCAAUGAACCUACAGAAACCUUUAUCAACAUUAAUGUAUCUGUUGCCUGUUUUAGGCAGCAUGGGCUUUUAGGAAAACAAGGUCAACAUUUUGAGAUUGACAUUGAAACACGUGAUCUAUAUUGAAGGAUAGAGUAGUAUUUCCGAAGCAUAUGAAGCACAGUGCUAUUUUAAAGAUGUGGGUGAUAUUAUAGCCCUUUGUAAUUAUGCCUGUAUACCUGCUGUUGUUAAUUUAAUGAUCAGUUACCUGUAUCACUCACUGCACCUCUGUUCACUUACUUUCCACUCGAGUCCAGCUGAACCUGCAUUUGAUGUUCCUUCUUUAGCUAGGCCCAGCAGAGAUUAAAGAUGCCUUAGCAAUACUGCUCUGCUGUGGCAGUCUGAGGGCCCUGAAAUGAUUUUAGGAUUGACAAAUGUGCUGUAGCCCUGAAGAUUGUGAAUGCUGCAAUCCACUGUAAUACAUGUUUUCUUCCACCAGAUGGUGUGAUCAACCAACUGGGUGUUGUCUGUUCUCAGAGUCAACUGUUUUCAUGUUCUUGUACUUAAGUUGGGACAAUAAAAUCUAAAUAAACGAG